AUGAGGAAGUGGUAUGGAGGCAUGUUGAUAAUAGCUCUGGGUAUGACGUUAUUUUUCCUCUACAACCUCAAAGGAAUUCAGCCACGGCAGCAGUUAGCAAAACAAUCAGCAUACAAUUUCUUUAAUAGCCAUACACCAGAUGAUUUCAAUCUUCCAGUAAACUCUUCUGAGUUGGAACUAAAAAGGGUACCAACACCAACAAAAAGGCCAUAUUUGGUACAUGUUGUAGGGCUUGAUGUUCUGUAUGACAUGAAAAAUUUAUCCAAAGAAGGGAUGGAUUCUGUGCUAAUAUGGGAUUCCUUACGUACCUUGCUGUCAAGGUCAGAUGCUUUGGCUGAGACAGCUCAAGGAAUUAAAGAGGCUUCAGUAGCAUGGAAAGAGUUGCUGUCCACUGUUGAAAAGUACAAAGCUUCCAAGAUUAAUAAGAUGGAUGGCCCAGAAAAUCAAAACUGCCCAUUCUCUGUGACCUCAGCUGGUAAGGCCGAACCAGAUAAUGGAAUCACUCUUGAUCUCCCUUGUGGUCUUGUUGUAGAUUCUUCUAUUACACUGAUUGGAAUCCCCAAUGCACAAAACAGAAGCUUCCAGAUUGACCUUGCUGGGCAAGAGCUAGAAGGGGAGCCAAAUCCUCCAAUUAUCUUGCAUUAUAAUGUGAGUCUUCCUGGAGAAAACAUGACGGAGCGACCAUAUAUUGUUCAAAAUACAUGGACUAGUGAUUUAGGGUGGGGAAAAGAGGAAAGGUGUCCUGCACAUGGUUCUGCCAACAUCCAAGAAGUUGAUGGACUUGUUCUCUGCAAUGUACAAGCAAUCAGAAGUAACACCAAAGGGAAUGUAAAUUUUGGUCAAGCUGCUAGAGAUAUUCCUUCUAAUAUUUCCUCAGAAAGUGCACAUAGAAAUGCUAUUUUCCCCUUUGCUGAGGGUAAUCCUUUCACUUCGACAUUGUGGGUAGGUUCAGAGGGAUUUCAUAUGACUGUGAAUGGAAGGCAUGAAACAUCUUUUGCAUAUAGGGAGGUUUUAUGGAUGCAGAAGCUUGAACCGUGGUUAGUUAGCAGUAUUAAAGUAGCAGGCAGUUUAAAUCUCUUAUCAAUCCUGGCUAAAGGUUUACCUGUUACUGAAGAUAAUGAUAUAGUUGUUGAUGUUGACAAUCUGAAGGCUCCUUCUAUCCCCCAAAAAAGGCUUAUUUUGUUGAUUGGAGUGUUCUCUACCGGAAACAACUUUGAGCGUCGCAUGGCCCUGAGGAGGUCUUGGAUGCAAUAUGAGGCUGUACGUUCGGGAGAAGUUGCUGUCCGAUUUUUCAUUGGGCUUCACAAGAACAAUAGGGUUAAUUUUGAGUUAUGGACUGAAGCUCAAGCAUAUGGAGAUAUUCAAUUAAUGCCUUUUGUAGAUUAUUAUAGUUUGAUUUCGUUGAAGACAAUUGCAAUUUGCAUUAUGGGGGUUGCUUCUGGGACUGGAGAUGGACUGUGCAAGUCAGCCAACAUAAGUGUGGAAAAGAAAUUACCACUAAAUGCCAAGAAACAACCCAAGCACAGAAGGGAAAUUCCAGCCUCGGGGCCAAACUGUCUGGGAUUAAUGAUGGGAAAUAGAGGUAAUGGAGGCACACCAAAGGUGGAAGAAAUACUGGUAGAAUACCAUGAGAAAGGUUGUCUUGAUUCUACUGAUUAG
This is a messenger RNA of Sphenostylis stenocarpa, 1659 nucleotides long. The record is from the annotation of a GenBank genome assembly. NCBI's taxonomy places the organism in Eukaryota, Viridiplantae, Streptophyta, Magnoliopsida, Fabales, Fabaceae.